AUGGUUCAUAUUCUAGGUGUUGUUUUGCCCGAACACAAGUCUUUAAAGAUUGCACUGACAGCAUUCUAUGGUAUUGGGCAUUAUAGAUCAUCAAGAAUUAUGGCAUCUUUAUCUAUUCAUCGGACAGCUACUGUUGGUUCUUUAACAGAAGCUCAAAGAACCGCACUUUCACAAAUACUUAGUACAUUUGUACUAGAAAAUGAUCUACGUAGACAAACACAGCGACAUAUUAUGCAUUAUAAAACAAUAGGAUCAUAUAUAGGAAAAAGACAUGCCAUGGGAUAUCCUGUUCAUGGACAAAGAACACAAACCAAUGCAAAAACAGCGAGAAAACUAAACCGACUUGACCGACGCCAAUUAUCUACAAUAUCCUUACAAAGAAAUAGACAUUUCAAUGAAAAUACAGAUAAAAUAACAGAAUAUAGUGUAAAUAAUACUAAAAAUACAUGUAAUACAUCUUGGUUUACGCAACUACUGCAUUUUUUCUUUAAAAAAUGA
This is a messenger RNA of Pneumocystis jirovecii RU7, 498 nucleotides long. Its product is annotated as 30S ribosomal protein S13. The coding region runs from base 1 to 498 and encodes 165 amino acids. The transcript is spliced from 3 exons. The record is from RefSeq and is a predicted model, not a curated record. Gene Ontology annotation, cellular component: mitochondrion; ribosome; small ribosomal subunit. Gene Ontology annotation, molecular function: structural constituent of ribosome; RNA binding. Gene Ontology annotation, biological process: translation. NCBI's taxonomy places the organism in Eukaryota, Fungi, Ascomycota, Pneumocystomycetes, Pneumocystales, Pneumocystaceae.